Molecule: messenger RNA, 2793 nt
Organism: Schizosaccharomyces japonicus yFS275
Lineage: Eukaryota; Fungi; Ascomycota; Schizosaccharomycetes; Schizosaccharomycetales; Schizosaccharomycetaceae
Product: DNA repair protein RAD16
Exons: 2
Coding region: 1-2793 (930 amino acids)
Molecular function (GO): catalytic activity; metal ion binding; hydrolase activity
Source: RefSeq, a predicted model, not a curated record
AUGGGGUCUUUAGAAUCUAUUAAGACUCCAGGUCUUGUGAGUUCAAGGUAUAAUCUUCGUUCUAGACAAAGGGUGCGACAGUCGAUUGAAAUCCCGGUUCUCGAUAUAGGAAAAGACACAGAUUUUAUUGAAAGCUCAUUCCAAGAUGGUUCCUCUUCCCCAAUUGCAGAUGUAAUUGCUUCUGAGGACGAAUUCGAACGAGACGGUAGCGUUGCGACUACUGUCGCUGAAGGCACCGUAUCCGGCUCAAGCACAGUAACAGAAGCUCUUUCUGAGUAUGGUCAAUUGAAGGGAACUGAAUCUCCAUUUGUUCCGACUAUCGACGAGAAUUCAAAUGCAUUAUCUCUUGUAGUGGACAUACCCAAACUAGCAAAACAAGAAAGUGAAACCGCCCAGUCUGUGACUCUACGAACUGAACAGAACAAACAGAACGAAAGUGAAACCUUUGUUCCUAGACCAAAGGACCGAAACUCUGCUAUUACAACAAGUGUCUUUGAACAAGCCGCCUCUACCAAACUUGCAGAGAAGGUGGACGAAGAAGAAGAAGAGGGAAGUGUUUACGAUGCUGGUUCUGAUGUAGACAGUGAUUACACUCCAGAGAAUUUAGUAAUUGUUUCUUCUGAUGAAGAAACACCGUCUAUCAUCGCUGCCGAUGAGGACGAAGACAAAGAUUUGACACCAGUCACCAUUUCUGCGGAGUCACAAGCAUUAAUUUCGGACGAUGAUGUGCCUUUGUCUAGCUUGAGUACUUUGAAAAAACGAAAGCGUGGGCGCCGCGCAACAGGUUCAGGAAGAGCGCCUAAAAAGGAGACUUUUGAGUGGAAGGGUAUCCCAGGGCAUGAACGUACAAGAAUUCGUUUGGAGAGACAACAUCCUGAACUUAUUGGUUUAUGGGAGCGUUUAGAAUCCGAAAGCGUUUAUGAAGUCAAGCUUGCUGAACAGCCUAAGGAGCUUAAGCUUCAACUGUUGCCAUUCCAACGGGAAGGUUUGAGUUGGAUGAAGCACCAGGAGGAGUCCCAUUUUCACGGAGGUAUUUUGGCUGACGAAAUGGGUAUGGGAAAGACUAUUCAAACGAUAUCAUUACUGCUUUCCGAGCCGCGGGGCAAACCAAACCUCGUCGUGGCUCCCGUUGUCGCACUGUUGCAAUGGAAGUCAGAAAUUGAAAUGCAUGCCGACAACUCACUUCGCGUGUACAUGUUUUAUGGUUCAUCGCGUAACGUUACCGCUGAAGAACUGAAGGAAUACGAUGUGGUGCUAACAAGCUACAAUUUGGUGGAAUCCGUGUUUCGAAAGCAACACAAAGGAUUCCGCCGUAAGGCUGGACUUGUAAAGGAAAAGUCGUUACUUCACUCAGUUGACUUCUAUCGAAUCAUUUUGGAUGAAGCGCACAGUAUUAAGUCGCGUUCGUGUAAUACCGCCAAAGCUGUAUGUGCGUUACAGUCAAAUCGAAGGCUUUGUUUGUCCGGAACACCACUGCAAAACCGCAUUGGUGAAUUGUUCUCUUUGUUGCGUUUCCUAAAAGCAGAUCCUUUUGCUUACUAUCUUUGCAUGAAAUGCGAUUGCAAGUCUCUUGACUGGGCUCGCUCGGAAUGUAUCGAUAACUGUGGCCAAUGCGGUCACAGUUCCGUGAGUCAUAGGUGUCAUUUCAACGCAGAGAUGCUGAAACCCAUUCAAAGGUUUGGAAACGAAGGGCCUGGCCAAAUUGCGUUCUCUAAGGUGCACAAGUUGCUGCGCCGGAUUAUGUUGCGGCGAACGAAAUUGGAACGUGCCGACGAUUUGGGUCUUCCGCCGCGCGUUGUUGAAGUACGGCGGGACUUGUUUAAUGAGGAAGAAGAGGAUUUGUAUCACUCGCUUUUCAUGGAAUCCAAACGUAGAUUCAACACUUAUGUUUCACAAGGUGUUGUUCUGAACAACUAUGCUAACAUUUUCCAACUGAUUACGCGAAUGCGUCAGAUGGCUGACCACCCAGACCUUACUCUAGCAAGUAAAACCAAAACGGUUGAUGUGAAAACGCAAGACAACUUCGUGUGUUGCAUCUGUGACGAGGUCGCCCAGGAUGCUAUCAGAUCACGCUGCAACCAUACUUUCUGCCGGUUUUGUGUGUCGGAGCUCAUCAACUCGUCUGCCACAGAGGACGUCCAAUGCCCGUCCUGUUUCCUUCCUCUAAGCAUCGACUUGAGUGCGCCCGCGUUGGAGGAAGUUGGCGGGGAGGAGGCAAGCAAACAGAAGACGUCCAUUCUGAACCGUAUCGAUAUGGACAAUUGGCGCUCUUCCACCAAGAUUGAGGCCCUUGUGGAAGAAUUGUAUCGGCUGCGAAAGAAAGAUCGCACCAUCAAGUCCAUUGUGUUCUCGCAAUUCACAUCCAUGCUUGACCUUGUUCACUGGCGCCUGCGUAAAGCGGGAUUCAACUGUGUCAAGCUGGAAGGCGGUAUGACGCCCAAGGCUCGCGAUGCCACUAUCCAAGCAUUUUGUACGGAUAUCAACAUCACUGUCUUCCUAGUGUCGCUCAAGGCAGGCGGCAUUGCGCUCAACUUGACCGAAGCAUCUCAAGUGUUUAUGCUGGAUCCCUGGUGGAAUGGUGCUGUGCAAUGGCAAGCCAUGGACCGUAUCCACCGUAUCGGACAACGUCGUCCAAUUCGCAUUACGACGUUAUGUAUUGAAAACUCCAUCGAGAGCAAGAUUAUCGAGCUCCAGGAAAAGAAGGCGCAAAUGAUCCACGCAACCAUUGAUCGAGACGAAAAGGCACUCAAUCAGCUAACCGUCGAAGACAUGCAGUUUCUGUUUACCAACUAA